AAUGGUUACAACCUGGAUAUUUAGCUUGAAACCCUAUCAUAUUAAAGAAGGCUUUUAUGCCUACAAUUCUUCAAAAAUAAGAAAAUUUUGACUGAGAAUUUCGAACGUAACAUUUCGUUCGAUGUAAAAAGGGUUUUGUCUGUGAUAAUUCAUCAACAAUGGAUGACGAGAGUAAAGAUUUUAACAACUUGCUUGACGAAAUGGAAAUUGCUGAAGAAGAAGUGGUUGUCAAAGAAGAUGAGCACGAAUGUAGCGGCGAAUUACACUCAGAUAUCGAAAUAGAAGUAGAAGAAGAAGAACCCGAAUCCUGCGAGGAAGCUUUAAAGAUGGAGAUAUCGAGGGAACUAGAUGAAAAAUUGAAAGAAAAUCUGGCAGCUUUAACUUCCAGAGAAUUCACAGUCCGUUUGCGUGGUGCCAAGGGUUUCAGAGACAUGCUGCAGGGAGAGUCUGGUGCGGAAGUUCUUCAGCUAUAUGUUAAGGCUUCGCCUGGUUGUACUGAGCUUCUAGAGGCUUGGAAAUUAGGUAUACAGGGGAAAAGCAGCGUGUCCAUUUUUUUGCUUAUUGCGGAAAUUUUAAAACACCCAGGGGGAAAGGACGAUUGUUCCGGUGAUCAUAGAAGUAAAAUUACUAUGUAUGUAAGUCUGAGAUUGGAUAAAUUGGCGAGUACAAUUGUUAGAACGAAGAUGCAUGAUGUAUAUGAGGAAAUUAAUUCGCACGGGCAGAAGCGGCAGAAUGCUGUUCUGCUGCUUAUGGCUGCAAUUGUUCGGCGAGGGAGAACUCUUUCAUCCGAGGUUGCAGCAAGUUUUGAUUUUGAAAACAAAGUUAUCCCUAAGUUGGCAGAGUGGCCCAAAGGUAAGAAAAAAGGUGGCGAGGACAAUAAGAAGACUACAUUUUUGACAAGAAGAGGGUUUAUAGAAUUUGCAAUGGCUUUUUUGGAAGCCAGCACUCCGAGUGUCCUAAGGCACGUGCUUCGGAAGCAGUCUCUUUAUGGUGGUGUUCUGCGUGGGCUAGGAAAUGAUGAUGAAGAAACAAUUGUAUAUGUGCUUGGCAUUAUGCGAGAAAAGGUGUUGGGUGCGAGCUCCAUGGUGCCUUCUUGGGUUCGCAGUGCAGUGUUUGGGGAUACAGCCCUUGAACAAUUGAGUAUAAUUUCUGCGAACUUUUCUUUAGGAAAAGCUGCAGAUGUUGCUUACGAGGUUCUGCUGAUGCUUUGCACUGAUUCUUGUCAUGGACUUUUUCCAGAGCUUCCCCAAACUUGGGGCAUUUUUACGGAGAGUAAAAAAUUUCAUGGAGGUAAUUCAGCAAGGUUACUGAGAUUGAUGUUGAAAUUAAGGUCAUCUGAUGUAGACAAUCAUAGAAAUCUACUGCUAGCAAUAGUUAGCAAUCAACCGUCAUUGGUUUCUGCAUACUUGGACUCUUUUCCUUACUCGCUUGAGCCACGGGCAUCAUCUACAUGGUUUGCAGCUAUAUCUCUUGUAUCUGAUUUGAUACAAGCUUCUAAGGUAUCUCCAUCAUUUUCUUCACUUGCAACAGAAGGGUUUUCUCCUCCUUCUCUGGAGCAUCCUAUGUUAUGUGAUAGAUUGAAGUGCAUGCUUCCUCGCUCAUUUAGUCGGGCUAUGAUUAAUAGGGGCCUCUUGCAUGCUAACAUAUUUGUGAAGCAUGGUACUCUGCGAGUACUUAAAGAUUCAUUGGAUUCUUUAGAAUCCUUAUUAAAUGCAAUACGUGCUUCAGCAGAAAAUGUAACCAAGAGGGGGCACUCUAAUGAAAUGCAGAAAGAAUGUUUGUCUAAAUUCAUAUCUGAAAGUCAUUUAUUGGAAGUAAAGGGAUUAUCUGGUUUAACUGUUUUAAGAGCCUUAAGCGGUUUUGCACAUAGUGAAGAAAAGAGCUCACAUACUCUUAUUGAGCUCUCCAGACAGAAGUGGUUUUUUCUUUAUCGGGAAGUUCAGGAUGAAGUAAGGGGAUUAUUGCCAGAUCCUCAAGUUUUUCUAUCCUUGCUUUCAUCCACGAAGUCUAGAUUAACUGGAAGUGCUGCCAAAAGCAAUAAGAGAAAUUUCCCUUCAACAAAUUCUGAGGAGGUUGAAACCAAUUCAAAAUUCAAAAAAAAAAAGUCUGACUCAAUUGACAAUGGUGUUGAAAUUGUUGUUAGUGGAAUCAAUCAUGGGGAUGGAAAGGAUAUACUUGAGGGAUCUGGAGCAUUUUAUCCUAAUCAAGACAGCCAUGCCUUUGAUAGCACGGAUGAAGAUUUGAUAUCAAUCACUCAGAUAUGGGGCAUACAGGAUGUAGUUUCACACAGAGAUGAUUCUAACGAUGAGGAAAGUGUGCUUUACACCAAAGUUCUUGAUGUGUUGGGUUUGUAUCAGAGGACAUUAUCCAUUUCAACAAGUGAGUGUUCUUUUGACGCCUUCAAACUUCUCCCAGAAGAACCUUUGCACUUAUCCACUUCCCAUCAACAGGCUAUUUUAUCUCUGCUAGUAGAAGCUACAGGAGGGCUAAAUCUUCCCUCCUCAGGAUUUGAAAGCCAUAGGCCCAUCACAGGACAGCUAUAUAAAUAUUUGCGGCCAUUACUGAAGUUGAUGUUGUAUUCUCCAGCAAAAGAUGUGAGAAGGUAUGCCCACCUGUUGGCAUAUAGAGCAAUGUUAAGCACCUGUGCCUUUGAGAGAAACAAAGGAGAAAUCGAAGUUUGGUUUUCCUUCUUGUCCGUUCAGAACUCUGCAGAGGUGGUCAUCAAGAAAAGCCAAGAAAUACAAAUGCAUGAAUGCAAAAUCAGUGAUAUGUCUGGGGGUUUAGCCUCCACAGUGGUGGAAUUCUUAUGUGAUGCUGUAUCUACAGUUGGCAAGAAUUUAUUCAAGUAUCUGGACGAACAACAUUGCCUUCUCUCUACUCUUAGUUCAAGGGAAGAUCUUGCACCUCCACGUUUUAGUCCUCUUGUGAUCUGUGUCUUGCAAAAGUGCCUUCGAGUUGUUGAGUCAAGUUCCAAAAGCCAGAAGCUUGCCCACCGGACAAUGAUUUCUUUCUAUGUGGCCAGUGUGAUGAACUUUCUUUUGCAGGUUCAGGCUAAUUCAAGGCCAUUAUCUUUCACAAUUGUGACUACUUUGCUUGGGAAAGUCAAUCAAUUAUAUGAAUCUGAUCAUGGUUCAGAAGAUUUUCUUUGUGAAUGGAGUCCAUUGAGAAGUUUGCUUCUUUUUGCCCAAGGUAUAUCAUCCGAAGAGAAAAUGAGAUUCAGCUUGGAAUCAAUUAACCACUUCUGGAGCAAAGGCAAUCCUACUAUUCAACAAUCUCUUUCCCAAGUGCUGUCACUUGUAGAAAAUACAGAUUUUGAGUUCGUAUUUGGUGCAGCAACUGCAUUUGCAUCCUCCAUAGUAUCUGCAAUGCCAGAGGAAAUAGUGGAAAACUUUCCUUCCCUUGUUACAUUCUGCCAUAAAGUUUUUGGAAAGGAUUAUUAUGUCUUGCUGGCUUUGUUAUGUGCACACAGAGAUCUUUUUGGUAGAAUUGCUGAGGCCUGGGAUGAUUAUUUCUCAUUGGGUCUGAAGCUUGCUGGAAAUUUUUUUCUGACAAAUAGAUAUAAUAUUAAUCUUCAAGUACAACAAGUUGAUAAGCAAGAUUUUUCUGUGAAUGAUGGUUUCGAAUUUUACCAAAUGAUACAUGAAAGUACAGAGAAGCAGUUGCUGUCUGUUUCCAUGGGUGAUGCAUGUUCUAACGAUCCAGCUACUGUUGCUUUUGCUUCGUUUAUCAAAUCUAUACCGUUUUCUGCUUUGUUUAUGUUAAGUGCAAAUAGUUAUCAAUCAAGGCUUUUGAGCUGCAUGCCCAUGAAAGCCAUUCUGGAGGCAAAAUUAUCUGAAGUUUCUUGCGAUUAUAUUAACAUGCUACAGUUGAUUUUGCAUUGGAUUCUACAGAUAGAAUCAUCAUGGAGUGAAGGGGCAGACUCAAAAGUGCAACUAGAAACUUGCUUUUGUCUCUUAAGGAAUCUUCUAAUUCAUACUAUAGAGGGGUUCUGGAGUGAUCAUUGCACAGAUAGACUUGAUGUUGGUUUGGAUACGAUCUCUAUUGAAGAAAUAAUUCAUACAGUUCUAGAUCAUCCUGUAAUAAACAUGUUUAUGCAUAAAUGGAUGUGCCAUUCUGUUUCAAAGAAUACUCAAGGCUUAGAAAAUUGUGAUACAGAGCAUGUGAAAUUGCAUUGCAAUCAAUGGCAGAGAAAAACUGAUCAGACAAGUUGGAAGAUAUUUUUGGGUCUAUGUCAGGAGAAUGUUCAUGUAAUUGAUAAUGGCAUACUCAAUAUAUUGAUGACCCUGAUGGAGUUUGUAUCUUCUCAGUGUAAAAUCAAUCGAGGUCAAGCUUUAAAUCAGUGGGACUCCUUUUGCAAAGCUAUUGUAGCGUCUUCCAAACCUCUAAUUUUGCAGUCAUUUGCAGUUUUUAAAAUUGAAAUCGCUAAAAGUAUGAAAGGAAUUUCUUAUGAAAUAUCUCCGUUACCUUCAUUCUAUGUGCUUUCUGUUUUAAGUCCAUUUGUAUCCCCUUUCAGUUUACUUGAAUUAGUGCAUUGGAUGUUUUCUAAUGACAUCUAUGAGCAUAUGGAAAAUGCAACCUCUGUUCCACGCCCAAAUAUUUCUUAUUUGGAUAUUGGACUGUAUUUUGGGACUGUAGCUUUUGAAAUGUUCCAUGCUUAUUUGAAUCAGGCUAAGGGAGAUGCUUGCAUUCAGAAGUUCUUUUGGGAUUUGGAUGGUCAAAAUCUUGAUGCAAAUUUAGUUCGAGAAGUGUAUGUAAAAAUUAUUGAAGUAGCCAUCAAACAGAAUUCCAAAACUUCAGAACUUUGUCUGCUUGCAGCUAUGAAAGCAUUGCAUGUAGAAAUGGGAGCAGUUAUCCCCCCCUGCAUUUUACCAAUCGGAAUAUUUCUGGCCCACCUGAGUGUCUUUACACCUACAGAAUUGGUCAAAUAUUGCAUAUAUAAUACAAACCGGGUGAAAGCAGAGAUAUUACUUCUUUUGACACAGAUAAGUAAUCUGCAUUUGACUAUUUAUGGUGAACUGAUUGGGGCCAAUAUGACUAUUGAUUGUCCAGCUAUACAUUUAAUCCACGUAAAGAAUGACCUUAUAAUUGAUGAGAAAUAUCUGGAAGAAAACACUGAUUUUAAAUUAUCAGAAAAUGAUCUUCUUGUACUUCUGCCUGUUACACUAAGGUACAUUUCUUCAAAUUCAAGGAGAACAGGAGCUUCAUUUUUACAGUCAUCGAAGAUGAUCACAGUUAAUUAUUUUGAUAUUCUCUGGAAAGUAUUCAUGAAGUGGGAUAAGUAUACAUGCUCUAAAGAAUUUGACAUUUUAGAGUAUGAUGAAGAGAGAUAUAUGAUAACGGAAGAUUUUAUCUGUUAUUUCCAAGGCACUUUGCUUGGGCAAGCAAUCCAAAUGUUGAAGGCUUUUCCUAGUUUAGAAAAAUUACGCAAGAAAAGGAGGAAACUUUUUACUUGCAUUGUUUCAAAUAUCCGUUGUCUUCUGGAUUGCUUUAACAAUGAUGUAAAUGCUUUUUCUUUCAAAGAGAUGUUAAAUGUAGCGAACAGAGUAAUUGCUAAAGUCAGCUUGGCAAGGUGGUUAUUGUUCCCAAAAUCUGCUUGUUUGAAUGUGCAUCCAGAAAGGAAUUCUGAAGAACAGCCACAAAAUGGUGUAUCCAAAUGUGGUCCAGGUAAAAUGACAGAGUCUGAUAUUCUUGAGUGGAAAAUGGAAACAUCUGAGUAUGCCAGGUUUAUCAACUGUUUGAUUGGCUCUCUAAAUGCAAUCUUUCAACUUUCUUCCAUCCAGUCUCAAACAUUUGGUGUUAUGGAAAGCAGGAACCGAGCCAACUUGUUGAACUUUGUGGAGAAGACAAUACUAAAUAACUUGGUUGAUGUGUCCAAAGAAAUAGGCAUUCAAUCUGUUAAAAUUCAGUAUCUUCCUUCGCUGAAAGCUUUCACUAAAUUGAUUUUUCUCCAUAGGUUUGAGAAUUGCAUGGCAUUGAACACAUUACGUUGUCUUUUUCUUCUUCUAUCAGUAAAGGGACACGACUCUGAUAUUGUUGUUCAAUUUGUAGAAGAUGCCUUAACAUUUCUUAUGGCACAUUCUCAGUUUAUACCCACCAUGCUUUCAACAAGCUUUGAAUCUUCACAAUCUCAUGGUCAGUCAGAUAAAGGAACAAUGUUCAGGUCUUUAACUGGUAUAUUAAACUUGCUUGCAUUUUCAAGUCCGGGCCAACAUGGGGCUCUUAACAGUGAGAAUAUGACCAUUUAUCCCAGUGUUCCCAGUAGGGGAACAAUAAAAAUAUCAACUAGUAACGGAGAAGACUUAUAUUUUGAAGAGAAGAAGAAGUUAGAAAUUGUUAAGCUGUUGAGGAUGUUGUAUCUUCUCAGGGUUCAGCUUGGUUCUUUGAGUGGAUCAGGGGAAACAUUUAUGAAUGCAAAAAAAUUAGUUUCUUUGUUAUUAGCAGGUUAUGGUGCUACAAUAAGUGACUGUGACCUGGAAAUUUACAGCCUUUUGCAUGAAAUUGAAUGUUUCAAUUUGAAAAAUUUCUGUGGCUUGUCUGAAAUGGAUUACCUUUGGGGUGAAGCUGCAUUGAAAACGGCAGAAGAACGCAAGAGCGGCUUUAGGGAUAAUCUUUUAAUAGACCCAAAGGUUUGUGGUGAAACUAUCCUGUACUUUCCAUUUAACCGAAGUGCAUGGGAUGGACCCUUAGAUCUAUCCGAAUUUGCAGAGAGGAGCUUCAAGAAUAUAACUCUUGAAACUGAAGAAAGGCCAUCUUUGAAUAGUUCAUGCAUUGUUUGUUAUGAUCCGGCUUUCAUUUUGGAAUUCUCAUUACAUGCAUUGGCAGUCAAAUACAUUGAUCCUAUGGAUUUUUCUCGCUUGGGGCUACUUGGUUUAGCAUUUGCUAGCUUAUCGUCUCCCAAUGAAAGUAUGCGCAAGCUUGCUUAUGCUGUGCUUGGAAGAUACACUCAAAAUCUGGAGAAUGGUCGAAAUUUCAAGGGGAGGUCAGAGAUACUACUCUUAUUAACACAUGUGAAAAAUGGAAUAGUGGAGCCAUGGCAAAAAAUUCCUUCUGUGAUGGCCAUCUUUGCAGCUGAAGCCUCCUGUAUUUUGAUGGAUUCUACAAAUAAUCACUACACUGCUAUCAUUCGAUUUCUGAUGGGGGCUCCUACAAUGGUCCUUGAGAGCAUACCCCUCUUUCAUAAGAUGUUUGGAAGUGGUAAAGACCAUUAUCAAAAUGAUCGAAUUUGGAUUCUCCAUCUUGUGGCUGCGGGAUUGAAUUUAACCGAUGAUUUCCAGAUAUAUCGGCGGAAAUUUGUGCUUGAAUUCCUAAUGAGUUUUUAUGGUUCGCCUCUCGCAGACUUCAAAACUAAGUUAUUUGUUCUUCAGGUACUCCAGAAGGCAGUUAAAAGGAAAGCAAUAGCUCAGUAUUUGGUGGAGCGGGCAGGCUUGCUAUUAUGGCUUUCCUCUGCUGUCUUAAAUUGUGAGAAGUCAAAAUUAGGCAGAUCUGAUAUAUGCUUUGUGUCUAUAGCAUUGGAGAUGAUUGUUGAUUUGCUUUCAUGGAGAAGUAUAUAUCAACAGUUGCUUACAAAUGGUUUCGAGCAACUGUCUCAAACUGCGGCUUGUUUGCAUCACUUUCUUGUAUAUAAUUCAAGCUUGUUAGGAUGCCAAGAUACUUUCGUUAAAUCUGUUCUUCAUAUUCUGGCAUCUACAAUCAGUUUAUCUCAGCAGCGGAGGCUCUAUCAAACACAUUUUUGUUUGUCUUUUGAAGGCUUAUUUCAGGUUAUACAGGUAAUUGAACUUACAGAUCCUGACAUGAUCUCUAGGGAUAUCGUUCAACUGGGAUUGAAGAUUAUUCUCACUAGUUUUCCACCAGCCGUCAAUACUGUCAAGGAUAAACUAAAGCUAUUAAAAUUGGCUUUGUGGGCUAUUUCCAGUGCCUUACAAGCCCAUUCCCUAUCAAGUAUUGAAGAGGAAGUAUAUGCUGACAAGCAGUGGAAAUCACUUAAAGUUAAAGAAUAUCAAGAAGCUUUAAUGGAUAAAUUGCUUCGGUGGUUAGUAGCUUCCGUUAUCUGUGGGAAGAUUCUUAGGGCAGACAAUCAAAGACAUGCCCUCUAUCCCAUGGAAAAACCUAAUUUUGAAAAUUUAGUGUCAUUACUAAACUAUUUGAAGGCAUCAAGUCAUCUUUCUGAAAUUGAGAAAAACGCUGAGGUGGACAAGAAUUUGGCUCAGUUGAUACUAUAUCUCCAUCAGCUUGUUGGAGUUCGCUGCAGAGUGCUCCCAUCAGUCGUUGCUGCAGUUUCUUUGCUGUUGCAUUCGGGUGACAUUAAUUUCAUUGAUGGGACUUCCUGGCAUACAGGUCAUUCCAGUAUGUUGGCUCUACUUUUGUCAGAGGUUCCAUGUCCAGUAGAGGUCUAUCCUUCAUGGCGAUGGUCAUUUUAUAGUCCAUGGGAAGACUUAUCUUCAAAAAUCUCAGAAAAGCAAAGACUAUAUGAAAAGGAUGUUUGUCAGGUCCUGCUGAGAAGUUACCAGAAUGUUUUAUCUGCCACAACACCACCUUUUCAUUUGAUUAUUUCCAGGCAGCAAUUGGAUUCAUCAGAUGCUGUACCUUCUCUGAGAAAUGAAGUCUGUAACAAACUUGAUGGUUUAAAGGAAGAAAUGUGCAAAGCUAUAUCUAAUGGGCAGAGUCAUUAAGUUCUAGAGAACUUUCCUUCUACAUGAAUGGUGAUCAAUGAUAACAUUACCAAGGACAGGUCAACAUAUAGGACGUUUUGAUAAACAAGGUCAAUGUUACUUGUCAUCAUAAAAUUCUGCAUGCUGUUCCUCUGCAGAAGAGAGAUUCUUGCACUUGCAGGAGAAUAAAUGUUGUGAUUGAAGUUUUCUGUGACCGCUCAGUGUUUUUCAUUUGAGAGAUCAAUGGUGUCAAACCAGCUGAGGGUUUUUCAACCCAAUUUUGAUGCAGAUGAGAGCAUCAGGUACAUAUAAGAGCUACAGAUAAACUGCAUAGUUGGGGCUCUCCACCAGCCAGAGUAUCGAUUUUUUUUUAAACAGAUUAAAUAUUGCAAGUGGCAGAUUGUUAAAUCCAUUUAUCCCUGAUGGAAGUCUUGGGCUUGCAGGUUUAGAUGGGUGAAAAUUCUUUCAAUAUUAUGUUUUAGGGUCAUAUGACUUGCCCACAAUAAUCUACAACAUUUAUCAACUUUGUGGGAAGGAUUGUUGGAUUGUAUGCGGUGGAAUGUUUGAGGUCCAUCACACACGUCCCUUUUACAAGAAAGCCCAAGCCAAAAAACGAAUUUAAGGUAUCAGUUUGAAAGAACUGGAAAAAUAGUUUAAAAUGAUCCAAGCCAACUCAAAGGUGCUUUUUUAGAGCUCAAGGUGACAUGGCUAUAAAUUAUGUGGUGGAGCAAAAAAUCAUGAAUGCAGGGCCAGGCAUUUGUUAUUUGUGUGUGAUAAGCUUGAAGUAUAGAUAUGAUGUAUCUUUCUAUGUCAUUGCAAAAGACAUCUGGUGCUUGCAAGGUAUGGCAGGACUACUGUUGUAUCAGAUAGAUUGCAUGUUUGCAUUGGGGAACAACAAUUGACAACAAUAGGUCUCUAACAGGAGUAAAAUGUUUGAAAAGCCAAGGUUAUUUUUCAUGAGAAUUUGAAAGGCUUGGACUGAUGCAAAACAAAGUGUGCUAUGCAUCUAUCUAACUAAUUUUUGCAUCCAUAAAAACUAAUGGAUGCCAAGAUGCUGAAAGUUACUAAGAGAAUUAGUUGAUAUAUUUUAUUGAAAAACUGGGAUUUUGCAACCUUGUCUUGAGGAUAUGUAUUUGAAUUGCAGAGAGAAUAAAAUCCACAGGAAGUCAUUGCAUGGA
Cryptomeria japonica (Japanese cedar) is the source of this 9826-nucleotide messenger RNA. RefSeq lists its product as uncharacterized. Gene Ontology annotation, biological process: maturation of 5.8S rRNA from tricistronic rRNA transcript (SSU-rRNA, 5.8S rRNA, LSU-rRNA); maturation of LSU-rRNA from tricistronic rRNA transcript (SSU-rRNA, 5.8S rRNA, LSU-rRNA). The record is from RefSeq and is a predicted model, not a curated record. The transcript is spliced from 14 exons. Bases 159 to 8669 code for a protein of 2836 amino acids. NCBI's taxonomy places the organism in Eukaryota, Viridiplantae, Streptophyta, Pinopsida, Cupressales, Cupressaceae. Gene Ontology annotation, cellular component: nucleolus.